GAUGCCCUUCACCAGUGCCGAGCCCGUCCAUGGGGACUGAAUAACUGCAACCACAGAGAAGAUGCUGGCGUGGUGUGCUCAGACUCACAAUUAGAGAUUACAGCCAAAGUGCGGCUGGUGGAUGGUCCUCACCGCUGUGCCGGGAGGUUGGAGGUGUUUCAGAACAACAGAUGGGGGACCGUGUGCGGCAACGGCUGGGACAUGAAUGACGCCAUAGUGGUGUGUCGGCAGCUGGGCUGUGGCAUUGCUCUCUCGGCUCCUGUCCAGGCUCACUUUGGCCAAGGGUCAGAUCCCAUCUGGAUGAACAGAGUGUCCUGCAUCGGGACAGAAAGUUCCAUUUCAGAAUGCCUGUCGUCUUCAUGGGGAAUCCAACUGUGCACCCACAUGGAUGACGCUGGCGUGGAAUGCUCAGUGUUGUCAGAAGACACAUCAACUCUUCGCCUGGUGAAUGGCCCGCAUCGCUGUUCUGGUAGAGUCGAAGUGUUUCACAACCAGCAGUGGGGAACUGUUUGCGAUGAUGGCUGGGACAUGUACGACGCCAUGGUGGUGUGCAGACAGUUGGGCUGCGGUGAAGCGCUGUCAGCCACAACACAAGCUUCCUUCGGACGAGGGGUGGAUCCCAUCUGGCUGGACAGAGUUGCUUGCACUGGGAGAGAAAAUGCUCUCACACAGUGCAGGGCCAGGCCCUGGGGAGUCAAUGGCUGCACACAUCAAGAAGAUGCUGGUGUUGUGUGCUCAGACAAAAAUAUCACAUCGGAGGCAGCACAGAUCCGCCUAGUGAAUGGCCCCAGCCGCUGCGCUGGCAGAGUGGAGGUGCUGCAUGGUGGACAGUGGGGCACGGUGUGUGACGAUGGCUGGAACAUCCAGGCUGCCACUGUCGUGUGUCGACAGCUGAACUGCGGUGGGGCUGAGUCAGCCCCCAGCGGUGCU
Molecule: messenger RNA, 930 nt
Organism: Numida meleagris (helmeted guineafowl)
Lineage: Eukaryota; Metazoa; Chordata; Aves; Galliformes; Numididae
Product: scavenger receptor cysteine-rich domain-containing group B protein-like
Exons: 4
Cellular component (GO): membrane
Source: RefSeq, a predicted model, not a curated record